Molecule: messenger RNA, 3344 nt
Organism: Diuraphis noxia (Russian wheat aphid)
Lineage: Eukaryota; Metazoa; Arthropoda; Insecta; Hemiptera; Aphididae
Product: guanine nucleotide exchange factor DBS
Cellular component (GO): cytoplasm
Molecular function (GO): guanyl-nucleotide exchange factor activity; protein binding
Source: RefSeq, a predicted model, not a curated record
CACCGUUUACCUGGUAUUAUAAUAAUUAAUAGGUAUUGUAUUACUAUACAAAACAAUAUUAGGUAUACUUUUUCGUUUAUUGUAUCAGAUUAUCAAAAAGUGGACGGAUCGACAUUCGACAAUCGUUGCUUGUUUCGGCCGAAUUCCGUUCAAAUCGUGGCUUGACGCAGUUACGUGCUCUUCGAGUGUUAUUUUUCUCGACAUUGCUCCCGYCGAGUCGCAGAACUUCCGGUAUUUCAAUUGUCCAAUCGACAACGUUUAUGUUUUUGUGAUUUCAACCGACGACCAUGUAAUCUGCGAAGUCUCCAGUAUCUCGUUUUAUAAUAAUCCUAUGAAGAAUGUCGUCGAUGCAUGAACAAAAACCUUCGAUUAACAAUGUUUUGGAUCUGUUGGCUCAACAGUUUAUCGUGAUUUCUGGUGGUAAAACUAGAGAAGGUUAUUCUAUUAUAUCAUUUCCUGAUACUGGAAAUUUUGUUGAUUUACCCGACAAGGACUACGAAAAAUUAAUAUCUUAUAUUACUUCAGUUCCGUCAUUGCAGGAAGCUGAUUUAGGUUUUGUUGUUGUUAUUGAUAGACGUAAUGACAAAUGGAGUUCAGUUAGAUAUGUUCUCUUACGUUUAGCAGAAUUCUUCCCUGGGCUUAUACACAUAGUCUAUGUGAUCCGACCAAAUGGUUUUUUACAAAAAGCUAUAUCAGAAGUGAGCAAUAAGUUCUUUAAAGAGGAAUUUAAAUUUAAAGUGGUUAUAUGCAGUGUCAUUGAAGAGUUACAUGAUUAUGUAGAUAACACUGAACUUACUGUUGAGCUUAAUGGUACUUUGCCGUAUUUUCAUCAGCAUUGGAUACAACAAAGAAUGGCUUUAGAAAAUUUUUCAAAUGAAACCAAUGAGGUUUCUUCAAUGCUAAAUGAAUUCACUGAACGUCUAGCAAAUGACACAGUUGAUUUGCCAGAUACUAGAGAACAAGCUGCAGAUCUUUUAUGUCGUCAUGCAGUUGAAUAUGGGAGAUUGAAAAAAUGUUUUUCUGAAGCUGUUAAAAAAGGUGAAACUUUGUUGAGUGAUUUCAAACAAGACACUGAUACAUACCAUGGUACAAUACCAUCAACAGUUACCAAUGUUGCUGCAUUGGAAAGAUUGUUGGUACAAAUGGAAGAAACAGAAAAAGUGUUUGAUGAUUUUUGGGAACAGUUUUCUGGACGUUUAAAACAAUGCCAUUCAUUGCGUGCAUUUGAAGAAAAUUUUAAUAUUGUUCAAAGUUCAUUAAAUGAAAACUUGAAAAUUCUAUCUGAAAUGACUGAUGUUGGUGAUUCCGUUGAACGAGUUGAAGUAUUACUUGAAGAGUUGGCCACAUUUCAGAAUUCAAUUCAUGAAAAAAUAAAGUUAAGUCAAGAUUUACUAAAUUGUGGUAGACAAUUAUUAGUUUCCAAACGAUUUAUUGUGUUGGAAAGUAUUCAACCAAAAUGUGAUGAGGUUCAACGUCUCCUUCAAACAUUAAAUGAUCGUUUGGAAAGACGGUUGCAGACUCUAAAUAAAAGUUGCGAAUUACAGGCUAGAAUUCAAAAGGCUAGUGAAUGGUGUGCUAAAGGUGUUAUGAUUUUGGGUUCAGAACCAGCUGACAAGUGUAUUAGUGCUGAACAAUCACUUGCAGAACUGGAAGAGUUCAUGAGUAGUGCUCAUCACUUGAAAGUAGAAAGUCCCAGAGAAUUUUACUCAUUAUUUGAAGAUACCAUCACACCYGAAACUAAACCAAUAGUUACACAAGUUCUUCAGAGACUUGAUGAUGUUACCACCAUGUGCGACAAACGUUUGGCAAGUCUUAAGCGUUACAUUAAUAAACCACGGCCUAUUCUAUCUGUGAAUCCUGAACCAGCCAUUCCUAUUAAUUUAGCUAAUAUGACCAAGAUUUCAAAUGGUGUAGAUGAAUGUGAUAGAGGUAUCCAAAAUGAAGAAAAUAAUGCUACUAAAACAAAACAUGUCCUCACUGAACUUUUGUACACAGAACGACAAUAUACUGCUGAAUUAGGCUCUAUACUCAGGGGAUACAAAGAUCAAAUGGAGUUUUCAGAUAUGAAAAACUUAAUACCUGUAAUCUUAAAGGGUAAAAGUGAGAUUCUUUUUGGAAACCUUGAAAGUAUUCAUAGCUUUCAUAAUCAAUUUUUUUUACCGGCUCUUGAAAGUUGUUCAUCAAGUAUUGAAUCUGUUGCUGUCUGUUUUACAGAUAAUAGGGAAAAACUUCUUCAGCUUUAUACUUACUAUUGUGUCAAUCUAACUAGGUCUGAAGAAUUAAGAGAAACAGUUGGUGAAGAUAAUCCUUUUUUCAAAGCAUGUCAAGAAAAACUCGGACACCGUUUGCCACUUGGUGCAUAUUUGCUUUUACCUAUGCAAAGGAUUACCAAAUAUCAACUUUUAUUAAAAGAACUAUUGCAUAAUGAAAAAAAUCAAAAUUGCAUUACCAAGUUACAAAAAGCUCUGGAUUGUAUGUUACUUGUUCUGAAUAAUGUAAAUGACAACAUGCAUCAAAUUGGCAUAACUGGAUUUAAUGGUGAUUGGAAUGAUUUGGGUGGUUUACUUUUGCAAGGGUCAUUCUCUAUGUGGGUUGAAAACAAGAAAGAUUUGUUGAAAGAAUUAAGACUUAAGCCAAUGAGGCGUCAAAUUUUUCUAUACCAACAGGGAUUACUUUUAUGUAAAAAGGUAUCUAAAGAUAAUAAACCAAUGUAUCAUUACAAAAAAUAUUUACGGAUGUCACAGAUAGGACUAACGGAAACUGUCAAAGGAGAUUUAUGUAAAUUCGAAGUAUGGUUAGAAGGGCGUCAGGAAGUUUACACAAUUCAAGCAUCAAAUUUGCAGCAAAAGCAACAAUGGGUGUCUGAAAUUAAACGUGUAUUGCUUGAGCAGUUAGCUGAAUUGAAAGGAGAAAAAAUCAAACAGUACAUAAGUACUUUUGGAAAACAUGUAAACUUACGUCAAACACAUUCCUUGGAUAACCAAAGUGAAACAGGAUCUAAUCGUAGUAGACGUCCACUAAGUCAUCACGAAACAACUGAUGAUGAUUCAUCUGACUAUAGCUUGACUGAUGACGAAUCCCUUGAUGGGACAAUCAAACAAAAAACAGCUGAUAGUUAUAUAUCAUUAGCGGACUAUAAUGCACUUCGACCAACAGACGCUACAUUAAAGAGAGGCGAUAAAGUAGAUUUGUUAAAAGCUGGUUCGAGUAGUUGGUGGUAUGUCAAAGUUCAUGGUUCUAAAACAGAAGGCUGGGUCCCAGCCGCACAUUUAGAGAUYAGUGGUCGUAAGUCAUCCCAUAGUUCUCAAUCUGUUUGCAGUCAUGGAUCUACAUCCACAGAAUAA